AUGACAGCCAUACACGCGUGGGUUCGGCUGAGUCGACAGCUGAGACGACCUACAAGCACUGAAACAAAUGGGAGGGGCAAAUGCGCGCUGACUCAUACACAUGAGGAAGCCAUAAGAAUGGAUUGCCAUCGAAGAGCCAGGCCAGUAACCUCGCCAGACCCAUUGGACGCAAUACAGACACAUGUGCAGGACACACGUCGAAGCGACGAUCGUGAAAAGACAGGCAUACACACAACCGGAGCGACAACACAGCUCGACCAAUGA
Messenger RNA from Opisthorchis viverrini, 264 nucleotides. RefSeq lists its product as hypothetical. The coding region runs from base 1 to 264 and encodes 87 amino acids. The record is from RefSeq and is a predicted model, not a curated record. The transcript has a single exon. NCBI's taxonomy places the organism in Eukaryota, Metazoa, Platyhelminthes, Trematoda, Opisthorchiida, Opisthorchiidae.